Astrephomene gubernaculifera is the source of this 2054-nucleotide messenger RNA. The record is from the annotation of a GenBank genome assembly. Lineage: Eukaryota; Viridiplantae; Chlorophyta; Chlorophyceae; Chlamydomonadales; Astrephomenaceae.
CAUACGACUACGCUGUUAGAGACAAGGUUAAGAUUUUGCGCCGUCUGCACUACCACUGCAGUUGCAAACUUCAUAGACGGUUAUACAGGGUUUUCACUUGCUUGCUCCCUCCUUACUACGAGUGCGGUGAAGAGUCUUGAACGGUACCGGUACUUGACAAGAAUAUAGCUCGUUUGGCGGCGUUGAUAACUCCUAGGAACUAGCCUUGCCGCGGCUGAUCUAGGCGCAGAGGAGCGUAGAAAUGGGGAAAAAGAAGAAGAAUAAGGAGCAGGAGACGGUUUUCUGCUACUAUUGUGACCGUAUUUUUGACGACGAGGCUGCGCUGAUUGUGCACCAGAAGAACAAGCACUUUAAAUGCCCAGAGUGCAACCGGAAAAUGAACACGGCACAGGGGCUUGCCACCCACGCGUUCCAGGUGCAUAAGCUUACCAUCAAUGCGGUCCCUGCGGCUAAAGCAGGACGGGACUCCAUGAGCGUGGAGAUCUUUGGAAUGGCGGGAGUGCCGGACGACGUUCGUCCAGCUAAGCUUCAAGGCGAGGGGCCCGCAGCAAAGAAAGCACGCAUGGACGAUGACGAUGACGUAACACCGCCCCCGGCACCCGCACCGCCGCCUCCGCCCAUGGCAGCAGCACCCGGGGCCUUCCCCCCCGUCGGACCCCCGCCUCCGGGCAUGCAUGCGGGGGGAAUGCCGCAACCCCCGAUGGGGUACCCGCCCGGCCCCUACGGAGCUCCGCCGCCCUACGGCUAUUCACCCUACGGGCCGCCUCCCCCGGGCUACCCACCACGGCCGGGCAUGCCCCCGCCCCCCUACGGAGCCCCACCGCCGUACGGUGCGCCACCACCGGGCUACCCCCCUCGACCCGGCAUGCCGCCCCCGCCAGGCAUGCACCCGCACCCCGGGAUGCCGCCGCCGCACCCGGGGAUGCCGCACCCCCCAGGCGCCCCGCCACAGCCCGGCAUGCCGCCCCCCGGGGCACCCCGGCCGCACGGGUCGUACCCUCCGCCGUACAUGCCGCCGCCGCAUGGGGCGCCUGGGAUGCCGCCGCCGCUGUUCCCCAUCGGGCAAGGGCCGCCGGGGGGGCCGGGGCAGCCGCCGGCGCUGUUCCCCAUAGGUGCACCCCCGCCCGGUGCGCCAUCCGCGCCCUCCUCCGCGCCCGGGGGCCCUGCAGGCGCGGCGCCGCCCCCUGCCGCCGCCGCCGACGGGUCCGUGGUGGUGUGGACGGACGAGGAGUACUCCAUCGAGGAGCGGAGGGCGCAGCUGCCUCGGUACGCACCCUCGCAUCCGCCGUCCGCCGCAGCGCAGCACAACGGUGUCCUAGCAUGAGGCGGCUGUGGCGGUUGGGGUGGGAGGAGGAGGGUACAGAGGAAGAAAUUGACGAGGAGGAGGGGAAGCUGGGUUGUAUUGACCACCGGACAAGGCAAGCCAACCGUCGGCGUGGGCUUUCCGGAUGGCGACCGGCAUGUGGCCUGCCGGGGUUGUUGCGGUGUUACGAGCAGCAGGCGCUUGCUAGGCAAGUGGGCAUGCAUGAUGGUGGCUUGCACACUCGUCACGCCUGAUGAUUUUCGGGGUCUUGCACCUUACUUAAAGAGGGACCGGGGGACCGCGGGGACGACACACCUUUACCGUCGCUGCUGGCGUUGUGACUGUCUGCUGGGCUUGGUUAGAAGGCUAGCCCUGGGCUAGCUUUCUUUACCGGUAAUGGGGGAACACCUGGCAGCCGGACACGGUAGUGGUGGAACGCACCGCUUGCAAUGUGCUUGGGCACAUGUUUCUUGGACCGGCUGUCCGCCGCUGCUGGCUCAGUUGAAUUGCCCUGCCGUACCCGUACCCCGCCGUACCAGCAUGAGACCAUGCUUGACGCAGCAGCAGCAGUACACAGCUGGCUUGGCUUGCAGCAAACGACUUGUUGUGGAUGCCGGGGCGCGGUUUGCGUGGCUAAUGGAGGGUCAGUUGGACAUUAUCGGGCUUGCCGGACAUGGCAUUUGACGUGGUCCAAAUCAAAUCGACCGAAAUCACUUGCACUUGGACGAUGGGUCUAACAUGCUUCAAUAUU